CCUGUAGCCACCAGCUAACCUACAUUCCUGCUGACAGCAGAGAUCCUGGUUUAAAUAGGUGUGUGUCAGCUGACAGUUGUAUGAUGCUAGCAUGUUAGCGUCGGAGUUGGCAAGAAGAUACUGUAUCAAUUCAGCGUUUAUCGAAGUGGUGCGGUUCUCUUUUAUAGUUUAACCAUUUAUUUGUUUGUUUGAUCUUAAAGUUAACAAAGCGAACAGUUUUGUUUCAUAUGAAAUUACCUUUCCAGCGCUAAGUGGCUUUUUAUAGCCCUUAGCAAGCUGAAAGAGCCAGGAAGCUAAUCUUCCUAGCAACCGUAGCUAGCUGUGACAGCAGGUAAGCUAACCAACGGUUAUCUUCAUGGAGAGCCUUAAAGUGCUAGCCAAGCUUUCAAGAUUGUUUUUUAGGGUGAGUUAUGUGAACAAACUGUAGACCAGCGGCUCCUGUGGAGGUAAAUGUUGAAUAAAUGGCAAAAAUAGAGCAGGGCAAUGGGGUUGACUUGCGGGGCAGCCCAGAGAAGCUGACAGAUAAUGGGAAAGGCAACUCGUAUGGAUCCGACCCAGAGGUAAACGGCAAUGUCCCCGGGGAGAAAGAGGUGGACAAGUACGGGUUCAGCGGAGGAGCCCAGCAGCACUCAUCUGCGGAAGAAAUCCCAACUGAUGUGCUGAGGCAGCGGGAGUCAAAAUGGCUGGAAAUGCUCAACAGCUGGGACAAGUGGAUGGCCAAAAAACACAAGAAGGUGAAAGAGCGCUGUCAGAAGGGGAUCCCUCCAUCCCUGCGUGGCCGGGCCUGGCUCUACCUCACUGGGGGCAAGGUUAAAAGGGAACAAAACCAAAGAAAAUUCCAGGAGCUGGACAGUAAGCCAGGAGAUCCUAAAUGGGUAGAUAUUAUUGAGAGGGACCUCCAUCGGCAGUUCCCCUUCCAUGAAAUGUUUGAAGCCAGAGGGGGUCAUGGGCAGCAAGACUUGUUCCGUGUGUUGAAGGCUUACACUCUGCAUCGGCCUGAAGAGGGUUAUUGUCAGGCUCAGGCUCCGAUCGCUGCUGUUCUCCUGAUGCAUAUGCCAGCUGAGGAUGCAUUCUGGGUUCUUGUUCAGAUUUGUGAGAAAUACCUUCCUGGAUACUACAGCUCAGGGCUGGAGGCGAUCCAGCUGGACGGGGAGAUCCUGUACGCUCUGCUGCGGCGGGUGUCCCCGGUGGCCCACCGUCACCUGAAGAAGCACAAGCUGGAGCCCGUCCUGUACAUGACCGAGUGGUUCAUGUGCGCCUUCUCUCGGACUCUGCCCUGGGCCUCUGUGCUGCGGGUCUGGGACAUGUUCCUUUGUGAGGGAGUAAAGAUCCUCUUUCGGGUAGGCCUGGUUCUCCUGAAAUGCACGUUGGGAUCCCAGGAGAAACUGAAGACCUCUCAGGGUCUGUAUGAAACAAUGGAGCUGCUCCGAGCCAUACAGCCACAGUACCUACGAGAAGGCUUCCUGGUGCAAGAGAUAAUUGAGUUAGGGGUGUCAGAGAAAGACAUUGAGAAGGAACACUUUGCUCAGCUGCGCCGCUGGAAGGAGACUCAUGGAGAUCUACACUGCAAGUCCCCUCCCAGGAUGCACGGCGCUAAAGCUAUCAUUACGGCAGAGCCGCCCAGCCGUCAGGACCUGAAACAAAGGCCCACCAUCAUCGUGCAGUCGCCCCUGGCAACGCAGACGGACGGAGAGAGAGAACAGGACGCCAAGGAGAGUGCAAAGACUAACAAGGGGAAACAGAAGAAAACCACGCUUCCCCCAGUGGAGACGGUUAAUCCUUACCUUUCUCCCAGUGACCCCUCCCUUCUCCUCAAACACAUGACUGUACAAGGGUCCAAAGAGAGUCUGAGCAGCGCCGAGCAUGACACUUACCUGUAGCGGGGUAAGUGUCCCAGUUUACUUGCAUCACCAUUCACAACAGCCUUUACAGUUUUAAGUAAACGUUCUUGAGUCACAGUGACAUGACAAAACCUUUCAUGAAUUACUGUGUGUAGGACAGGUUUUAUUCAAAUGGUUAUGUUUACAAUCAAGAAAAAAAAAUUGUAUUUUCAAGGUUUGUGAAAAACGCCAUUGCUCAAACCAGCAGUCACUUAAAUGAUUGACGGCAAGGUAUUGUCUGCACGGUAACACAUGUUUUAACUACACAGAAAGGUGAAACAAAUGGAGAACUUUGAGGAGAUUUUGGUUUGGCGCGAGGAUAAAGCCGCACAAAGUAUACAACA
Molecule: messenger RNA, 2224 nt
Organism: Gymnodraco acuticeps
Lineage: Eukaryota; Metazoa; Chordata; Actinopteri; Perciformes; Bathydraconidae
Gene: tbc1d10ab
Product: TBC1 domain family, member 10Ab
Exons: 9
Coding region: 462-1880 (472 amino acids)
Source: RefSeq, a predicted model, not a curated record